Fusarium verticillioides 7600 is the source of this 1509-nucleotide messenger RNA. RefSeq lists its product as hypothetical. The coding region runs from base 1 to 1509 and encodes 502 amino acids. Gene Ontology annotation, cellular component: membrane. The transcript has a single exon. Gene Ontology annotation, biological process: transmembrane transport. The record is from RefSeq and is a predicted model, not a curated record. NCBI's taxonomy places the organism in Eukaryota, Fungi, Ascomycota, Sordariomycetes, Hypocreales, Nectriaceae. Gene Ontology annotation, molecular function: transmembrane transporter activity.
AUGGCUCCGUCCGGCAUCAGUUCCGUCGUCUCAUGCGAGCCCUCACCCGACUACAAACCCCAGAAUGAAGAUGCAGACUAUCAACAAACCCACCUCCGAAAGCGCUUCACACUCGUAUCGACAAUCGCAUUCGGCUUCACCACCAUGAACUCCUGGGUCGCUUUCGCUUCAGGCCUCGCCGUUCCUCUAUCAUGCGGCGCUGGACCAACUCUAAUCUACGGUCUUCUGGUCGGUGGCAUCGUCAUGACCAUCCUCGCAGCAGGUUACGCAGAGCUAGCUUCUGCCUUUCCGUCUGCAGGUGGCCAGUACCAUGUCGUGUACAUGACAUUCCCAGCUACGACGCGUCGAUUCGCUGCGUUCUUUACGGGAUGGAUGUCGAUUCUAUAUACCAUGGGAGCUACGGCUUCGUGCAGCUUCUUUGUCGCACAGUCAAUCCUUAGCCUGGUGUCCUUGUGGAAUGAGACGUAUGUCGCUCAGAGCUGGCAUGUCUAUCUUGUCCACAUUUGUCUAUGUACCAUCGCAUUCCUGGCUGCUUCUCGCUUUCCAGCUGCUAUUGGUAGCAUCGGUGUCUCAGUGUUUUGGCUCUCGAUUAUCGGCUUCAUCGCAUCGCUUGCAACGCUCCUGGCAGUUCAAGAAGUCAAGCAGCCUAGCAAGUUUGUCUUCACUGAAUUCACGAACGUCUCUGGUUGGACAGACGGAUGGGCUGCUAUGAUCGGCCUCGCUAGUUGUCUCUGGGCCUAUUGCGGUAUUGACGCGCCCAGUCAUCUCUCGGAAGAGGUCGACAACCCAAGCCGGAAUAUCCCCAUCGCAAUUGGCGCUACAAUCAUUCUGGGAAUCAUCACAGUGAUAGCCUGGAACAUUGGUCUUAUGUAUGUCAUCAAAGACGUUCAAGGACUCAUUGCUUCAGGUGCGCCAAUCAUGGAAGUAUAUAACCAAGCUCUGGGCUCCAAGGCUGCAACGACAAUCUGGGCGAUUUACUACAUUCUCGUGUUCUAUCACAUCAUCCUCAACCUUUUCGUCUUUUCAUCUCGAAUUCUGUGGUCGUUCUCUCGAGACGGCGGUGUUCCUUAUUCCUCCUACGUCUCUCGCCUCAGAUGGUCCAACCCAGUCCGCGCAACUGCCAUCAUGCUCUGCCUCCAAAUCAUCAUCGGCAUCCUCUACAUCGCUUCGAAAACAGCCUACAGCAGCUUCAUCAACCUGACUCUGUUCGCACUCAACAUCACAGUCGUACUGCCACAAACUGUCUUGUUGUUUACUGGCCGUGAUUCACUGCCAAAGAGGGCGUUCUCAUUGGGCAGAUAUGGAUACGCUGUCAAUGCGCUGGCAACCAUCUUCAUGCUCUUCUUUAGUGUCGUGUUCGCAUUCCCUGUUGCCAAGCCUGUUACUGGAAGUUCUAUGAAUUAUCUUGUUGUUAUCUUCGCAGUUAGUCUGAUCUUCAUUGUCUCAUCUUGGCUAUUGGGUCUGUCCAAACGAUUCACGGGACCAUCAGAGGGAACUGUACAUAUCUGA